GGCACCCCACCCCACCGAAGGACGGAUGGACGGACGGACCGGCGCCCCGGCUGCGUAGAGGCAGUCACGACGCUUCGGAAACGGCUGCUCUGGCGGCGGCAGCGCGUUGAAGAGCGGGCUUGGCCGGCCGCUGGGAUGCAGGGGAGAGAGGGGCAGCCCCGUCCUGCUCCGAUCCAGCACUGACAUAAAUUAUUGACCAGAAAAUGGCCCAGCGAAGCCCAAUCUUCCCAACUCUUGCCCCUUCUGAAAGACGGGUUCGAAACAUACCGCUGCACAGCCAGGUAUUGACAGCGGUCCCAUUGGCAUCGGCAAGCCUGGUGGAUCAGCUGGAAGACAGAAUCCUAAGCCAUGAGAAAACAACGGCAGCUCUUGUGGAACAUGCUUUUCGCAUUAAGGAGGACAUUGUUUCCACUCUGCACAGAAUGCAGAACAAAGGGGGGGGCGACCGGUUGGCUAGGCAACUCUUGGAAGAACACAUCCGAAACAUAACGGCAAUAGUGAGGCAGCUUAAUCGGGACAUUGAGAUGCUGCAGGAACAGAUACGUGUCAGAGACAAUCUCAGCUAUGGAACAAAUUCUACCCUGAAGAGUCUGGAAAUGCGGCAGCUUUCUGGUUUAGGAGAUCUUCGGGGAAGAGUUGCAAGGUGUGAUGCUGGGUUAGCCAGACUGUCUGCAGAGCAUAAAAUUACCUAUGAAAGACUUCAGAGCCUAAGUAAAGACCAACACACCUCCAAGCUAAUCUUAGAAUCUAAAAUCAAAGAGGCAGAAAUACAGAUUUCUCAUCUUCUGAGCAGAGUAGAGCAAUCAAUAAUGCAACAAGAAGCAAAGCUGAAGAUUGCCUACAAAGAGAGCAAUCAACAGCUCCACCUUCUGGAUAUAAAAUUAAAAAAUGCUAUGGAGGAACUCAGCAGCCAGAUUUUGUCCACACGUAGCUGGUUGGAACAGGAACAUGAAAGGAUUGAAAAAGAGCUUGUACAAAAAAUUGACCAACUCUCAUUGACUUUCAAGGAAAAGACUGAAAUGAGUGAAAGAGCUAUAGAGAUGAAAUUCAACCAAAUGGCAGAGAAAAUUGACAAAAUAGAAGAAAUACAGAAGAUAACCAUGGAAGUACAUGAAGCAAAACAGACUGAAGAAAAGAUAAAUAUUCACAUUGGCAAACUUCAAAAUGAGAUUAAUGAAGAUAUGAAAGAAAUGAAAGCUGAAGUUAAUGCUGGAUUUGCAGCUAUCUAUGAGAGCAUUGGGUCUCUACGGCAAGUUCUAGAAGCAAAAAUGAAACUGGACAGAGAUGAACUACAGAAGCAGAUCAACCAAAUGAAGCAGGAGGUUCCAACAUGGGGUGAGGCUGGACCAUGACUGCAAGAUUUUGUGUGAGAGAUUAAUGUUUACCUGGCUAAACAGGCAGACUAUAAUCUUGUUCCAGUCUGUAACCCAAAUAAUGCAUGUACCAAAUGACAUGCUGCUGUUGUACAGGUCCGUACAUUUACUCGAAUUGGUAAAUGCAAGCUCUUCGUAGAUCAACUGAUGACAAGCUUUUAUGGGCUGAGGUGCUGAUUUGCCACUGCACUACUCUAGUUACUCUCAGGAGAUUAACCAUGGUGUAAGACUGGAGUAAUAUAUUGGUGAAGCUGGCACCUAGUUUGCUAAAGGCAUUUCAGUGCUCCCCAGUUUCAAAGGCUUGAUCAGGCACAUACAUACUUUCAUUUAUAUAUAAGCACCUGCACACACACCCCUCCCCUGCUUUUUUAAAGGAAAACAGUUCAUAUCAUUUGUUUACUAUAAUUUUGGCAAGGUUCUCCACCUUGAUACAAAUUACUUAAGUUAAUGGACAUUUUUACAGUGACUUCCUCUACUAUUGACUUCCUGGGGAGACAGAAUUGGCACUAAACAGACCAGUUUUCAAAAUCUAGAUACCACCAGAAAAAUCUUUGUUUAGUUUUGCUAAUAUCCUCUCUGUGUUCGUGUGUAAAACUAAGUAGUGUUAUAUAAUGUAGUUUAGACUAAAAUGAUUCAUGAACACCAUAAGAAACUACUUGUGGUCUUAAGUAUUGUGACCUUUUAAAAUCAAUAACCUAGUGGAGCUGAGACAAGGUAAAAGAUGUAUAUAGAGUAUUUUAUAACUGGGCAUGUGUUCCUGUGACUUGCUUCAUUAUAUUGGUAAAAACUUUGAAAUGUUUGAAAACAAGAGACAGUGAUAAUCUAACACAGUCUGGAGAAUGGAAUUUAAAAGAAAAUGCAGUUUAUGAUCUGCUUAGAAAUUUGUACUGAAAUAAAAAAACCCUGAUUCUUCAAAUUUAAGUAGACUUUAGUAACUCAGUAGAUUCGAAUUGGUAAUUCCAUUCACAGCAUUUCCAAAUAAUAAUGGUGCUUAUUUCCAUUCCCAGAAUGGAUUAUGUAAUGAAAAUCAGCACCCAUAUGGCAUAUUAAGCUAGACAGGGAAAAAAACCCCUUGAUUUUAUAUCUUCAUUCAUAGCUUGAUACUGCUCCUCAUGUUUGUAAGUCAUGCAGGAUUAAGCACUCAUGACUUCAUCCAGGAUCCUAUUAAUUUAUACUAUUAACAGUAAUAUAAAAAAAUACUAUUAAUUUACACAAGCAUUACUGUUAACGCAAAUGAAUUAAUAGGAUGUCUCUCCACUGUCUUUAAUGGACCUUCCUUUCAGUCAGUAUUGCAAAACCAUGUUCCUAUUUGGAAAGUCAUUGGCCAAUUUUCCAUCACUUCCAUUAAAGGUUUGGCCCACAGAGUCACCACUUUUUAAAAAAAGAAAAAAAAUUCCUCCAAAAAACUUAAGCUCAUUAACUUCAGUAAGACAGUGUAGUGUGUAAAAAAUCAAGAAAAAGCAUACAUCUUUAUGGGGUUAGCACCUAAGUUUAUAUUCACUUCCUAUAUAGUUGAAAGUAAUUUAAUGUAUCAAAAAUAUGUGAAGUUUUUGCAACUCUGGCUUCCAAUGCUCUCUGAUAACAAAACUGCCUCUGCUAUUCCCGUUUUGUAUCAUCCAUGUGCUGUGAAAUAUAUUUACACUGGCAGCUAAGGGGAAAGCUCAGUUCACUAAAGGGGAGACAAUGAAAUACUUGCAGAUAUUUCUUAAGAAUUGUCUUAAAAGUUCACUCUUCAUGUCUGUAUUCUUACCUAUUCUUAAAUACUUAUCCAUGUGCAGUGGAAAAGCUAUCACUGGUGUUUUAUUAAAAAAAAAAAGAAGCACAAAGAGAAAAGCAAAAAGAUAUGGAAAAAAAUCUAACAAUUUUUUUCUGUUGUAAUUGUAAAUCUGUACCUGACAUAAUCUGGUAUGAUAUGAAGAGCAUACAAGGAAUCAGAGAAACAAUUUAUAUAGGACUUUAAUAAAAUGUUUCUCUUGUAAAAAUCUUGUGUGAUUCAUACAGAUAUAAACCAAUGCAUAAAACUCUAUCCAAUUUUACUGUUUUGAAAAUAUUUUUUCCUAAAACUGAAAGCCCAAAUAAACCAAUAU
Molecule: messenger RNA, 3460 nt
Organism: Phalacrocorax carbo (great cormorant)
Lineage: Eukaryota; Metazoa; Chordata; Aves; Suliformes; Phalacrocoracidae
Source: RefSeq, a predicted model, not a curated record